Molecule: messenger RNA, 4229 nt
Organism: Carassius auratus (goldfish)
Lineage: Eukaryota; Metazoa; Chordata; Actinopteri; Cypriniformes; Cyprinidae
Product: GRIN2-like protein
Exons: 2
Coding region: 1467-3026 (519 amino acids)
Biological process (GO): neuron projection development
Cellular component (GO): plasma membrane
Source: RefSeq, a predicted model, not a curated record
UCCUUACUGUUACUAUGUCUUACUACGAAGUGGAAAACUUAUCGCAUAGCAAAUGGCAAUGGACAAUGUGGAGGACAAUGACAAGACAGAGCAUGUUACUUUCGGUAUGAAACAAAGUAUCAGCUUUCAAAUGUUGUCAUUUUUUAAAAGAAAUUCAAACAAUAAAUCUAUUUUGUGGCUCUUUAAUGUGUCGUGACAGAUGGCGGUGGCGCCUCAGUUCAAGUGGCAUGUGAACCGAUCAUCUCUUCCUCUUUACUAGUUAUAGAAUGAAAUAAGCAUGAAUGAACAUCAGAAGGCAUCUUGUUUCAACCACAGAAAGACGUCAAUAUACACCAUUUUACAAGUUCAAGUACACUGACGUCAACCUCGUUGAUAAUCUCCGUCUGGUUUCAACACCUGUCAUAUGAUUGGUCAGAUCACCUGUCAAUCAAAAUCCUUGCAUAGUGUGAAUUGACUUACUUUCAUGACAUUCCAGACCUGUGUGACUACUUUCUCGGUGGAAAACACACACAUACACACACACAAAACAGAUUUUUUUUUGUACAUAUACUUAAAGUCAUUGGGAACCCCAGCAUUCUUCAAAAUAUUUUCUUCUCUGUGUUCUGCAGGAAAAAAAAAAGUCAUGCAGAUUUGGACCAACAAGAUAAAUGAUAACAGAUUUUUCAUUUUUGGGUGAACCAUCACUUCAAGUUCACUUCAAGGAGUCUAUAAUAUAACAUUAAAUUAAGGCUUGGCAUAAGGGUUUAUAAUUCCAGUGGAAAUACACCUGACACAACUGAUUUAAUGGAUCAACAAAUAGACAGCAUCUGUGUUAUUAUGCCAACAAAAUGUCGUUACAGCAACUGGUCCCAAAUGUCUCGGUAAAUAGAGAAAAAAAAAUGUUCUGGUUUGUUGAAGGGCGAUCAAAAACACAAACAUGUAACUUCAGCAUGUUUUUGUGUAACCUCUGAACCGGAGUUAUUAUAGAACAGGUGACCUGCGAGUAUAUGGACAGGUGAAUCAGAAAGAUGAGUCACAGACAUACAUCAUAAUGAUUUCCUGGCACCACAAGCCCUUCUUUCAAAGAGACUGUUUUCAUUGUUCCCAUGACAACUAAAAAAAAAAAAAAAGAUGAUGAAAAUUCAUUGGGUUCCUAUUGAGCAUGGCUGUUUCUAUAGCAACAGGAAGAGAGAGACUGGAUGAGUAAGCGGCAGGAGCUAUGAGUGUGUGAGAAUGAACGUGUGUGUAAGAAAGAAUUUAUUGUAUUGAUUUGGAAGGAUAUAUGAUUUCCUUUUGUGACAUCUCAGUAGUACCUACCUGUACUUCCUCUAAAUCCCACUUCUCAUCUUUUCACACAAUUGUGCCCCCCUCCAUUUGGGCAUUGAGUGCUCCUUGCCUCCCACCAUUUCUGUCUGUGUGUCUUUGCACCUCCUCCCCCCUCCACCGUGGAUUUCCUCUCAGAGAAGGAGCGUGUGGUGUGUAAUCAGAUGACAACGACUGAUAAUCCAGCAAUACACCUACUCUGUCCUGUUCACUUAGAGCGGAGCGAGAGAGCAGGAGUGGAAGAGAGGAAAGAAGUGAAGGAGGCGGGAUCCGUCUGGGCAGAGGGGAAGGAGACGAGAGGAGGAAGUGGGAGUAGUUUAUUCACUAUGGAGGAAGGACAAAGACCUGCAUCUGAGAUCUACCUCCCAAGCAUCAGUCUUGGAUCUGCUGAUGGUGAAACAGUGGAGAACCAUGAGUUGCCAACAAUUUCUUUAACCAAAAGCUCGACAGAAAUGGUCAGUGGACCUCCUCAACGAACAGAGCUGGCAUGGUACCGUCAGAACUUGCGUAAGUGCGUCAGCAGUGCAGAAUGUACUCAAAGGCCUAUCAGUAUGGGUGGACCAUCUUCAGGAGUCCCGGUGAAUAUUUGUGACCAUGAACAGGGGAGCAUGUGCAGUGGCAACAGCACCCAUGAGACUGUAAUCUGGCAUGGAGGAGCAGCAAGAUCCUGGAGUUUCAUGGAGGACUCGCCCAGAAGGUUUCCAACGCACGAUCCUCUCUUGGGGCAAAAUCAGGUCCAUAGUGGUGUGAAGUGUGUGCCACACACACCUUACACAAAUAGAGAUUUAGGGAUGAAGGGUCUGAUGUGCAGGGAGGGAUGUUGUUCAUGUUGUGGACCUGCAGAGAAUCUGAAAGAGUGCAGCUGUUGCAGAGUUCAUUGUAGAAUGAGUUCUUCGGGUCUGAGCAACAACUUCACACCACAGGGAGCGAAUACAGAAGACCAUGCUCAGAGCAACUGUGAAAGUCAUCAUUUCACUGCAUGCCACAGAUCUACCUGUUCUGGUCACAUGCUGAACACUGCCUGUUUAAGAAAUACUUGCAAUGUUGUUCCAUGCUCUGGACAUUUGAUAUCACGGCCACCUUGUGCAGGAAGCCCUUGUGCAGGACAAAGAUCACUGCUCCAUUCAGGCUUGCUCGGUUUCCCACCACUUGUGUCCUCAGUCAGUGAGACCAGACUUGACAGCCGCAGUACAGGCCAGUGCUGCGGAUCUGAGUUUAGGGGGCAGAACUCUUCUUGCCUUCGACUAGACAGAACAGGCCUGACUGGUUUUAACAGGACAGUCAAAGAUGCCACUACCAUGACAUCUGAUCAUAUGCUCAGAGAUGUUGGUGUGCAAACCGUGUCUGAUUCCCUUGCUUCCCCUCUUUCUCAUGUAUUUCCUGAAAUUAGUUUAAGAGCGGAUCCUAUUUCAGACACACUUUCGGAGCACAUGUGUCAUAAGACCCCAGUGAAGGAGGUGGAAUGGGAUGCUGAGGGUAUGACAUGGGAAGUGUAUGGUGCAGCUGUGGACCCUGAAGAGCUUGGCCUAGCAAUUCAAAGGCAUCUGGAACUUCAGAUCAAAGAGACUGCAGCUGCGGCAGCUGCGGCUGCUCAAACGCAAGACUCCACGGACAAUGACAGCAGCCUAGCAUUGCAGCCCAGGCGACGGAAGAAGAGUGAAGGCAUUAUAAGAACACUGCGCAGUUCAGCAUGUUGCUCUAACCCCAGUACUGUGGGAGACUAAGGUGAUCAUCGAAGGGCUGGAUAUUGCCUUUUCAGUUUGUGGAUGCCUAGGUUAGGUAAAGAAAGGUUUAGGCUUUUCCUGGAAGGUGGAAAUGGAUACAGAAUGGCCCUUGGCAUAUAUAUUUAUUAAGCUAAAGAAAAUUGUCCUUAAAUUAAAUCUCUAUAUAUUCCAAAGCUGUGUCUGCUUAGUUGAUGCUAUUAAAGCUCCACUAUUGGUUAGGUAGAGCAGUGAUGUUCAGAGAUAAAUAGCAAGCUAGCAUUGCAUAGAGCUACCAUAUAAAGUUUACAUAUAAUGGGGAGUUUCUACCUUACUUCAUACAUGACCUUUUAGAUUCCCCUUUUGGCCCAAAAUACCAAAAUAAAGAUUUUGGUGAGCACUGAGUAUUUUCAUUUAUUAAAAUGCUAUUUAAAGGUUAAAAUGUCUGGUUGUACUUGUUGGAUUUUGUCAAGCAAACAGCAGAUUACUGAACAUUAGCUAUGGGGUAUACAUUAAAAAAAUACACCCUGAAGGGCUCCCUGGAGCAUGAUCUGAGGUGUACUUCUAAUUAUUAUACAUGCUAACCCUCAAAUCAUGAUGGAUUUCGAUUUCUUUGUAUUCUGGUCUCACAGAUUCAUGGUGUUAAACCCUUUGUAGUCAAUGAUAAUCAACCAGUAGUAAAUGGCAGAGUUUUCAGCUUAAAUGGUUUAAAAAAAAAAUCUUCAUUUUUUUUUCACAGAUUCUGUGGCUGCAGAAAUAUAAUUUACAAAAACUAUCAAUUUACAACAAUGUAUGUUGUUACUGAAUUCACUGAUCUUGAUGCAAAUGGUGAUUGGUCCAGUGUCGGUUUGCCUGCUGGAUUAGAGUGGGCUCAAGGCCAAAAUCAAUCCACAGAGCUAAAAAUAUGAAUGCUCAUGAGGUUUGUGGGUGUGUAAAGCUAGGUUCUUAUCAAACCUACUGAUGAUUAGCAAAUAUAGACUCAAGGUCAUUGUUCCUGCACUUAUAUACUGUAGUACAUUAGGAGCUAAAACUAAGUCCCAGUCCUGGUUGUAUGCUCAGGGACAAUCUCAGUCAAUUCAAAAAGUAAAACAUGUACAUUUUGAUUUUGUUGCCAAAACUCGACAUUGAUUUUAUUUUUUUAUUUUUAAUCUUUCCACUAUUUUCAUGUCAUGAUUUAGUAAUGAAGAAUAUUUUGUGGUUGCGUUCUAUUUAGAAAAGUGUAAAGAC